AUGAUGAAGUUCCCAUCGGUUUCUACCUUAGCCCUUUUUGCGAGCGGUGUGUUGGGCGACUUGCACAACUUCUGUGCCUGUGGAAAAAGACAUAGUGGUGACGCAGUAGUUGGAUCAUAUGUGAGUGACAACAAGAAAGCUGUGAAGGUUAGUAUUAACCGGAAGCAGUGGGCAUUCAACACCGACGCCACCAAAUAUGCGUGCUCGAGAUACUCCUUACGCAAUACCGGCUCAGAGACAUGGGACAGUUGCCCUGACUGCAAGAUGGACACGUACUACAUGGACGCUAAUCCAACACCUUCGUGCUUCUCCUUCGGCUUCCAUCUCGGCGGCGAUGAGUUUGACUACUACUGCGGACUUAAUGGACUCCAGGGCUACUGCAAGAAUGCAGACUAG
Colletotrichum destructivum is the source of this 396-nucleotide messenger RNA. RefSeq lists its product as uncharacterized. The coding region runs from base 1 to 396 and encodes 131 amino acids. The transcript has 3 exons. Lineage: Eukaryota; Fungi; Ascomycota; Sordariomycetes; Glomerellales; Glomerellaceae. The record is from RefSeq and is a predicted model, not a curated record.